Molecule: messenger RNA, 6870 nt
Organism: Ochotona curzoniae (black-lipped pika)
Lineage: Eukaryota; Metazoa; Chordata; Mammalia; Lagomorpha; Ochotonidae
Gene: UBASH3B
Product: ubiquitin associated and SH3 domain containing B
Exons: 14
Coding region: 399-2315 (638 amino acids)
Biological process (GO): peptidyl-tyrosine dephosphorylation; negative regulation of protein kinase activity; platelet aggregation
Cellular component (GO): cytoplasm
Molecular function (GO): protein tyrosine phosphatase activity; protein binding
Source: RefSeq, a predicted model, not a curated record
AGCCCACAAGGCUUCUUUUCCUUUUUGAUCCAUUCAAAAAUUACUCAUUGCAAAUUCCCGGACUGCAAGGAGCGGAGAAAGAAGGGGGCGGAGGAGAGAGGACAGCUGCAGGCGUCGCGCUGGGGGUGCCCAGAGACCCGGGACAUUGACGGCCGUCCCGCAGACGCUGGUGGCCGGCGCCCGGCUCCGUGGCCUCACCAGGAAGCGUCAGUCUCGACCCCGGGGAAGCUGAGCGCCGCCCCUGCCACCCCCGCGGCAGCCACCACCGCUGCCUGGCUCUGUGCAUCGGAGUUCCCCCCCGGGCCACAGCCACAGCCCUAGCCUGAGUCCUCCUCCGCCUUCCCGCGAUGGCCGGCCGCUGAGCUCUAACUGGGCACGGCCAACCCAGCCCGCUCGGCAUGGCUGCGAGAGAGGAGCUGUACAGCAAAGUCACCCCCCGGAGGAACCGCCAGCAGCGCCCGGGCACCAUUAAGCACGGAUCGGCGCUGGAAGUGCUGCUCUCCAUGGGGUUCCCCCGAGCGCGCGCACAAAAAGCCUUGGCAUCCACAGGAGGAAGAAGUGUUCAGGCAGCAUGUGACUGGUUAUUCUCCCACGUCGGUGACCCCUUCCUGGAUGAUCCCUUGCCCCGGGAGUACGUCCUCUACCUCCGCCCCACUGGCCCCUUAGCGCAGAAGCUAUCAGACUUUUGGCAACAGUCAAAGCAGAUCUGCGGGAAGAACAAGGCACACAACAUCUUCCCCCACAUCACCCUCUGCCAGUUCUUCAUGUGUGAGGACAGCAAGGUGGAUGCCUUGGGGGAGGCCCUGCAGACCACUGUCAGCCGCUGGAAGUGCAAGUUCUCAGCCCCACUGCCCUUGGAGCUCUACACCUCCUCCAAUUUCAUUGGUCUCUUUGUGAAGGAAGACAGUGCCGAGGUCCUCAAGAAAUUUGCUGCUGACUUUGCUGCCGAGGCUGCGUCCAAAACCGAAGUGCAUGUGGAACCUCACAAGAAGCAACUGCAUGUGACCCUGGCCUACCACUUCCAAGCUAGCCACCUCCCCACCCUGGAGAAGCUAGCCCAGAACAUUGAUGUCAAACUUGGAUGCGACUGGGUAGCAACCAUAUUCUCUCGGGAUAUCCGAUUUGCUAACCAUGAGACAUUGCAGGUCAUCUACCCCUACUCCCCGCAGAAUGACGAUGAGUUGGAGCUGGUCCCGGGGGACUUCAUCUUCAUGUCACCAAUGGAGCAGACCAGCACCAGCGAAGGCUGGCUCUAUGGCACCUCCUUAACCACCGGCUGUUCCGGACUCCUGCCGGAGAACUACAUUACCAAGGCCGAUGAAUGCAGCACCUGGAUAUUUCAUGGUUCGUAUUCCAUCUUAAAUACAACAUCAUCCAGCUCUCUCACCUUUGGGGAUGGAGUAUCGGAGAGACGGCAGUAUGAGGACCAAGGACUGGGAGAGACGACAGCCCUCACUAUCAUCUGCCAGCCCAUGCAGCCUCUCCGAGUCAACAGUCAGCCCGGCCCCCAGAAGCGAUGCCUUUUUGUGUGUAGGCAUGGAGAAAGGAUGGAUGUUGUGUUUGGGAAGUACUGGCUGUCACAAUGCUUCGAUGCCAAAGGCCGCUACAUACGCACCAACUUGAACAUGCCCCAUAGCUUACCUCAGCGGAGUGGUGGCUUCCGAGAUUACGAGAAAGAUGCUCCAAUCACUGUGUUUGGAUGUAUGCAAGCAAGACUAGUGGGUGAAGCAUUGCUGGAGAGUAACACCAUCAUCGACCACGUCUAUUGCUCCCCAUCUCUACGCUGUGUUCAGACGGCACACAAUAUCUUAAAAGGUUUACAACAAGAAAAUCACCUGAAGAUCCGUGUCGAACCAGGCUUAUUUGAGUGGACAAAAUGGGUUGCUGGGAACUCCUUGCCUGCCUGGAUAGCACCAUCGGAGUUAGCUGCGGCCAAUCUGAGUGUUGAUACAACCUACAGACCUCACAUUCCAGUCAGCAAAUUAGUGGUUUCGGAAUCCUAUGAUACUUACAUCAGUAGAAGUUUCCAAGUAACAAAGGAAAUAAUAAGUGAAUGUAAAAGUAAAGGAAAUAAUAUUCUGAUUGUGGCCCACGCAUCUUCCCUUGAAGCAUGCACCUGCCAGCUUCAAGGCCUGUCACCUCAGAACUCCAAGGACUUUGUGCAAAUGGUCCGUAAGAUCCCAUACCUGGGCUUUUGCUCCUGUGAAGAGUUAGGAGAAACUGGAAUAUGGCAGCUGACGGACCCACCCAUCCUUCCUCUGACCCAUGGACCAACGGGGGGUUUCAACUGGAGAGAGACAUUGCUGCAAGAAUAAACUACCUGCGUGCACAAGAAGAGGAGGACUUUUGAAGUGUCUUCUAGCGUGUAACAGUGGAAAUUCCAUACCACAUUCUAAGUGAACAGCUCAGAGUGAUUUAGCUUAUUUCCUUUCAUUCUUCCAGUUCCUAGGAUGAGGCUGUGCAAUUGAGAGAAAGACUUGAUUUGAGACGGGGUGGGGAAUAAAUCAAGCUCUCUGGAUCCUUGUUUAGCUCACAAGGCUCUGGACAACUGUCUUCCUGAACUGAGGCACCCGCUGCAGCGGAAGGUGUCUUGUUGCUUCUGUCUGUACAGCGUAAGAGCCCCACUGCCCCCCAAAGGAGCUGCCAUCCCACUGUGGAGGGAGCCCCAGGGAAGGGAAGGGGGCUUCCAAAUCCAGCUGGGGGAACCUGAGCUGCACUUUGUGGAGGGCAUUUUCUUUUGAACUCUAGCUUCCAGUUAGGCAAAGUCAAGCUAAGGAAUCCUCCGAAGGUUGUUAGAAAACGUGCCAUGCGCAGAGAUGUCCAUGGGUUACAAAUUAGUCUUACCCUCAGUAGACCCCAUAUAGCUGCUUUGCUGGCUCAAGACACCUGCUUGAUAAGUCUGAUAGUUACCCUGAUGCCACCACAUUUUCUUCAGAGCAAUUGGCACUUCUUGCUACAGUCCUCCCCCUUUUGCUUCUUUGAAAUGAAGACAAAGCAUUUUUAUCCCUCCAAGGUACUUUGGACAGUCAGGAGGAAGAUAAGAUAAAGGUAUGAAAUAGUCCAUGGCAGGUGCAGAAAACUUACGAAGUAUAAAGAGAUUUGGAAUUAACCUGUGUUGUAGCUAAUCAGGUACAGCAUCUCUGAGAUCUGAGAUUUGCUUAUCUGUGCCCCUAGACGUACACUAUGUUACCAAACUAAGAAUGCCAACAUCUGGAAAGGAUGUGUGUUGGAAGCAUGAUUUGGGUCAGCAAGAAGCUCCUUCUGUGCAAUAUGGAUGUUUUUGUCAACCUGCACAUACACUUACAGUAUAUGGUCACCUUAGGAGGAUGUUCACAGGUGUAUCAGUUGUGCCAGGGAUGUAUAAUGAAGUCAGGGAACUAAUUUAAAUGAUGACAGUGCUUGCUAACUGUGCUGUCGAUUCUGUUUGUUUUUUAUGAUAAUUUAAAACAUGUAAGUAAAGCCAGUUGAAGGAAAUUGAAGAGUCACAACAUGUGGUUUCUCAUUAUACCUGCUUCCUACAUUUAGAGGAAGUUCAUAUAAAUGACAAUCAAACUAACAGGACAGUCAUUGAUGUCUGUUUAGUUGUGUGGCUAGCUAACUAUUGAUAGCCACACACAAUAGCCUGAUACAAAUCUGUUCACUAUGUAGACUAUGUAUGCAAUCCCAUCCCUGCAAAUGGAGCAUUAGUGUAAGACAAAACUAUGGAUGUAUAACAGCACUAAAGAAGUUUCAAAACCUAGAUGUAUAAAACCAGAUAUAUAAAAAUAGACCCAUACUUAUAUUAGAAAGUGGAAUUUGAUUCCCCUGAAAAGAAGAGGAAGUGAGAAGAGGCUGACUGUAUGUUAAUCAGCAAAAGAAGUACAGCUGUAUUUUUUUAAGUCACUUGGAGAAAUAAAAAGAUACUUCAGUAAGUUCAUGGAAAUAGAAUUAAAAAUAAGUUUCUUUGGUGCAAGCAUAUGUGAAAUCCAUGGUGCGAGGAAUCUUCACAUGAUUGUGGGGAUGCAUAUUACUAAAACAAAAAUACAAACAUGAAUUUCAUUAGCUCAAUUUUUCUACACAUUCUUUUGAAGUACAUUUGUAGGUCAUUAAUUUUACAUGUUGAGAAACAAAUGACAAUUUCUGUAGCACUGCAUACACACUGAGAGUGUAGAGAGUGCUGGUGUGUUAGCACAAGCAUGAAUACUUUCUCCUGAAUAUGGGAGGAAGGAAGAAGCGGCAAGAAAGCCACCGUGAUGGGUCCUAAAGGUCAUCCUGCAGCCAGUGCAAAAGUCCCGAUCAUUCAUUCUUCUGCCUUCAAAAAGAGGUGGCUGCACUUUUUAAUCAGAACACUGAAAUGCUGAUUGGAUUCGUCACAAACUUUCAUGGCUUUUGAGUGCUCGAAGAAAUGCCUGAACACCUUACAUCAGCUUUUCCUAAAACUGUAGCAGUGUAUUUGGGGCAACGUCUGUACCUACCUGAGGUAAGGGUGAGCAUAGGGUACCCUAAGGUUUCGUUGACUCAGCAAUGACGUGCUGAGUCUGCUGAUGGGCUGCAGUCCAUCACCUGCAGUUCACUGUGGACAGACUAGGCAUUUGUCCACAUGACCUAGGGGAGGAGGCAGUGAUCUGGAGAAAAAAAAAAAAUGGAAUUCCUCAGCUGGAAAAUCCUGAGCAGAGAAAGAAUUAAUUCUUCUGCUUGAGUUCUUCAAAUUGCUAAUCAAAAUGGCCUGAAUGAUCUAAAUUCUCAUUGAAUAAUUUUUUUAAAACCCUGAACUCCAAGUGAGAAAUCAUGUUGAAUGUAUAUAGAAUUGAAGAGACAGCUAGAUUGUCCAAUUGUACACUCAUCUGAAAAUUCCACGCUGAUAUUUGAUCUGAAGUUGAAACUGUUUUUAUCUAUCUGGUUUUUAAAAUCUAAGGCUGAUGCAUAAUAGAACAAAUGAUGGGGGCAGGGGGAAGUUAGGAAGGAAAAAAAAAGACGGAAAAUACCAGCUAAAAAGAAUCAAAUGUAUUUUUGUGAAGAGGAAUUUUUUUCCCCUGAGGUAGAAAGUUAUCUACAAUACCAGGUGAAAUGAAACUAACCAAAGGAUUUAAUCUGGGAUUAAAAGUCUGGAACUGGUUCCUGCUUCUGCAACAGCAAUCCACUAAUGCUCCAGUAUUAUUCCUAGACAGUGCUUUGUUUUCUGUGAUUUUAAAAUGCCACCUCUAUUGGUCGAUGGACAAGAAUAAUUGGCACAUUUGAAUGCAUACGCUUGGCGUUUGGUUUUCUCAGGCUCUCUUCAGCAUCUCUGCACUGGGAGUGAGGAACUUAUUGCUUCCCCCCACUGUGGAGUUCCAAUCAUAGUGUUUUCCAUUACAUUUGGAUUCAUAGCAUCUGAAUGGCUGGCUAAAUGGCCAUCUGAGGGCUGAAAGAGGGGCUGUCUUUCAGCCUGCAGUGAAAGGCUUGGGAGAAGUUUCUACUUUUUAUUUUAAUUAUACUUUAACCAAAGAAUUAUUUGAAAGUAACUUUAUAUUUGAAAGAUGAUUUUACAAAUAAACAAAUAAAAUAUAUCUUCUGGAGUGACGUCAGUUUGGUGAAUCAUUGUUGGUCAUCGUCCUUGUUAGCGGUGGUUGGACCCCCAGGAGACUGUCUUCCCAUUGUGCAUAGCAUUACCAUACAUGUAGCUGUAUUCACAUUAAAAUGAACUCUCUUCUUUUCAAUACUCCAGUGUCACUGGGAACUUACCGAGCAGCUAUAGGAGGAGAGGACCCUAUCUCAUGACCUUUGUCACCAGGCUUCCCGGUGUGGUUAGGGGAGGCACUCCUCUGGAUCCCAGGCACCCCACAAGGCCGGUGUUUAGAAGCAAGUGAUGGAUUGCUCUUUUGAAUGUACUCUAAGUAAAGCCUGGGUUAGAAUACCGAUGAACCUUCCUUGCAUUUUCACAGGGAUCAGCACAGUCAGGCGUGAAUUUAGAUAAUGAGGUGCAGGGUUAUUUGCAUUUAAAUUGUAAUCCAGCACGCGUGUGAAAAAGCAGAGGCGCCUGCCUAGCGAGGCUGCCCCGCAGAAGGGGUGGGACUGGCGGAGAAAGAGGGUGGGGCAAAGAGGGAUUUAGUAUCUACUGAGGUUAAUUUUCACUUUGCAGAGGGAAGGGGGGAUGUUUUGUUGGAUGAUGGUAGACGCUUCUCAUUUUUAAACCUAGGAUUUAAAUUGGAUGGGCCUCUUUUUCAUACUUCAACAACUUGAAUUUUCCUAAGAAAAUGACAGUUAUAAUGAAAAUUCUAGGGAAGGGGGAGAAAGAUCGCCUCUACAUGAAGAGGAAGUAUCUUGAUUUUUAAAUAUGUGUAAUACUAGGUUUGAUGUAUGUAGGUCUAAAAUUAUAGUGAUGAGUAGUCAAACUUUAAUAGACAAUCAGUUCUUACAAAUACUUUACAUGGUACCACUUAGCUGCCAUUACUUGCACCAAAAAAAAGUCAGAAUUUUGCAGCUGUUCCACUUUCCUUGGACUGUGUAGAAUGCAUAUGAUAUGUCUAAUGGGAAACAUAUAAAGUGCUUCCUUUGAUUGCCACUCAAGAUGGAAACAGAGUCCUAGGGCAUUGGAUUAUGCAUAGGCCAUUCUGAAUCUGCCACUUUACAGAGUCAUAUUGGUUUCUUUUUCAUUUAUAUAGCUAUUGUAUGUUUUUUCUCUGUGUGAUUCCGAUGUAUUUAUUUGAAAAAAAAUGUUUGUAAUUAUAAGAAAACCACACCCACCUGUACUGACAAACUCCUUGUAAAUUACCUGCAGCACUUGCCCUCUGGGCUGGGACCCUUCCCCUCCUGAUACAGCUGUGGCACAUUGUAAUGAAUCAUUCCAUUCCAGGAGCAUCUCUGUCUAAACGGUUCAUAGAUGAUUUAAUAAAGCGAACUUGUGUCCUCAGU